AUGAAUGUUGUCGGAAAUGCUGCUGAACAACCCGACCCAAAGGAAUCGUACGCAGAGGCAUUGGCCAAGGUGACCACUGUGCCAACGGAAACCCUGGUGGCGGGCGAUCCCCUCAACCGAACAUUGUUGGUAUCCGUCGAAGACUACCAACCAAACUGGAACGCCGACAAGAUAUUCGAGCACAUCGAGAUCCUGCACGAGCGGUAUGGACUUGUCGUGUUCCUUCCUGGAGUUGUUGUCCCCGUCGGCUUCUCACUCCUCCGCUUCAUCCCUUUCCCAGGUCGGUGGGUGACCCUCUUCAACGCCUGGAUCGUCGACCCCCCUGCAAUCGGCCGACAUCACAAAGUGCCCACAUUCUGGGGAUUGACCAACAUGCCCACCCGAGGACAGGCCUUGUUCAUUGCAUACCUGACCAUCCUCAAUCUUCUUCUUUGCGCCACAGGAUACUCUUCCAGACAGCCAAACAGCUGGUGGCCCGGUGAUCGAGACCGCGAAAUCCUGACAUAUGUCACCAACCGGACAGGUGUGCUGAGUUUCGCCAACAUUCCACUACUCAUCUUGUACGCGGGCCGAAACAAUGUCAUGCUGUGGCUGACCAACUGGAGCCACGACACAUUCAUCCUGCUGCACCGCUACGUUGCUGUAAUUGCUACCUUGCAGGCCAUUGUCCAUUCGCUUAUCUAUCUAUACAUCUAUGUUGUGGACGGUGAUCACUCCAGUGAAAGCAAACUUCCAUAUUGGUACUGGGGAGCAAUUGCAACCAUCGGCAUGUCGGUAUUGCUUCCGAUGUCAAUCUUGCCGCUUCGCCGAAUGUUGUACGAGGCCUUCCUCCUCUGGCACAUUGCAGUCUCCGUCCUGGUCAUGGCAGGAUGCUAUCUGCACAUCUACGACCGGUUCGGCCACCAAUGGGGAUACGAGGUCUGGAUCUAUGUCGCCAUUGCUGUCUGGGUCUUCGAUCGACUCCUCCGGACUGGACGGUUUGCUCGCGCUGGUAUUCGAUAUGCAAAGAUCACCAUUAUUGACCAUGACUAUAUCCGCGUCGACAUUGAAGGUGUCGGCGGCAACGGCCAUGCGUACCUCUACUUCCCCACGCUGACCUGGCGGGUGUGGGAGAACCAUCCAUUCUCUGUGGCGUCAUCUAUUCUCAACACUCCGACGCCAUCCCUGUCCAAAGUGGAUGUCAAACUCUUGAUGACCGAUAUUGAGAAGGACGCCAUCUCAACGGCCACUGGCGUCGUCGUCUCGGAUCACUCCAGCGACGGGGAACCUGAUGAUCACCUGACCCAACCACCAAAACUAGCAAUGACUUUCCUGCUCCGCACGCGCGGCGGUCUCACUUCGAUCCUGCGGCGUGCACAAUGCAGAAUCCCCGUGCUCGUCGAGCCCGGUUAUGGGCAGCAGCCGCACACCGAUCUCUCCGCCUAUCCAAUGCUGAUCUGCGUUGCCGGCGGCGUCGGAAUCACGACCGUGAUACCGCUCCUGCGCAGCCAUCCAGGACGAUCCAAGCUCCUGUGGGGGAUGCGGACUCGCUCGCUCGGCGAAGCCAUGGCCCACCAACUGGGUGGAGUAGUGGAGAAGCAACUCUUCGUCGGCGAGCGGAUGGAUGUGCGGGCUGAAUUGGAGCGAGAGCUGUGCUCCCCUGUCGUCGGGAAUAAUUGUCCCGUUGCCGUUGUCGUCAGUGGGCCGGCGGGAAUGGCGGACGACGUGAGGAACGCGGUGUGUGGGAUCGCGAAGAGGAAGAAGGAUCUCAAGGUGAAGCUGAUCGAGGAGUCUUUCUCGUGGUAG
Fonsecaea multimorphosa CBS 102226 is the source of this 1785-nucleotide messenger RNA. RefSeq lists its product as uncharacterized. The transcript has 2 exons. The record is from RefSeq and is a predicted model, not a curated record. Gene Ontology annotation, cellular component: plasma membrane. Gene Ontology annotation, molecular function: ferric-chelate reductase activity. The coding region runs from base 1 to 1785 and encodes 594 amino acids. Lineage: Eukaryota; Fungi; Ascomycota; Eurotiomycetes; Chaetothyriales; Herpotrichiellaceae. Gene Ontology annotation, biological process: iron ion transport; copper ion import; intracellular iron ion homeostasis.